CGCGCGGCCACAUACAACAUAGCCAUCUUGUCAGGACUGACGGGGGAGCGGAGCUGUACGCGCUGUUGGAUUAUUAUUUGUUUAAAGCGUUACAUUUGAGGAAAACCCGCCCGUCUCGACCGCAGACAGCGGCAAAGUGCUUGUCACCAACGAAUGGCUGGAAACCGGUGAAGUGAGCGGAUAGGCGGGCAACGCUUUACUGAAGAUGUCACACAUACUUGUACCGACGUAGGGGGGAGUGUGCGGCUGCCACUGGGCUCGAAUUGUUAGCUAGCUCGGUGAGUGAAGGGGCCUCAGCCUCAAGUAGCUCCUCCAGCCGGGCAGCACACUCAGCGGCAGCGGCCAGUCAACAAGUGGAUCACCGAGGUAGCAGCGGGUCUGGCCGGACCAGCCGAGAACUUCGUCCCGGUGGUUUAUAUCGGUGUCAAGCCCCUCGCUGAUCAGGGCACGACGAAGUGUGGCGGUGCUCCGUGCGAGCUCAUGAAACGCAACAGGAGACCGAGAGAGGAAGAGGAUGGCGCAGAUUUAUCUCGACUACAGCUAAGUUGAAAGAGCAAAGUAAUCUGUUCUAAGCUUAUAGAAAGAUUCGACCGGAAGCUCGUCUCUUGUUGACGGAGGACAGACAGCCGUACGGGACCGGAGUCGCGCUGUCCAAUAUGUCGAAGAUGCCGGCCAAGAAAAAGAGCUGCUUCCAGAUUACAAGCGUGACUCAGGCCCAGGUGGCGGCUAUAGGGGCCACGGACGACACGGAGAGCCUGGACGACCCAGACGAGUCACGGACUGAGGACGCUUCGUCGGAGACGUACGACGUGUCCCGGGCGGAGUACGAGCCGGCCUGUGACAGGAGCUCUUCCGAAGAGGCUCUAAAUAAUGUGGGAGAGGCGGAGGUGGGUGGCGGUGUGGUGCCAGCACCCCACACCAGUCCGUCCGGUCUGGUCGGUAACGCAGAGUUAAGAAAAGUUGGAAUAUCCGGCUCCAGUCAAAGUGGUCAGCACCCAACCAGUCCCCCCGCCAUCACCCAGCACCAACCCCCUCCCCCAGCAACCAGUGCCGGGGUGUCCAUGAACACAUCCCAGCUAGCUGCAAUGACCUCCGCGCCCCCUGCUGCCACCUCCACUGCGAGUUGCUCCUCACGCUUUAGGGUCAUUAAACUGGAUCAUGGUACUGGAGAGCCUUUUCGAAGAGGCAGGUGGACGUGUACAGAGUUUUAUGAGAAAGACUCCGAGGCCCCCCAUGGUGGCAGGACUGUAGAUGGCAUAAGACACGCCAGUGUCACGUUGGACCCUGCAGCAGACCGAGACAGUGGACUCGGACCUUUAGGGGGUUCUGUCGUUUCCCCAGCAGCACACUCGGGUCCGGGCCUAGGCUCCAUGGUGGAGGCUGCCUCUUUGUCUCGUAUUCAUCCAGCUGAGGUUCUGCCCCAGCAGCACCAGAGCUACAGCGUCCAGCAACACGGGAGCAGUGGCAUGGCCACUCACACUUCCUUCUCCAGUAUCAAACCUGCAGCGGUGCCAGCUCAGUCAACAGUGGGGGGUGUCCAGAAUGUACUUUCUGUUGGACAAAAUGGCCUGUCUCAUUCUGAUGUCCUCUUACAGAAGUCCCCCGUCAUGCCUCCAUCAUACCCACCUCAGUCGCAGGUUCCUGUGGGACUCCACAUGACCAGCCAGUCAUUGGGACUGAUGCCACACCAGCUGGAGUACUACCAGCAGCAGCAACCUACGUCUGUGCCACCCGGGCUCUCCAGUGGCCAGUCCCUCCCAGUGUCUAGCCUUUCUGCAGGGAUUGUUGGACAACCUCCUGCUCCAGUUUUGUCCCCAGCUUCUGGAGCAGUUCCUGUUACAGGUCAGGUUGGAGACGUCACUGGGGCUGCAGGGGGCUCCAUCUCUGCAGGGCAGCCAGCUCUUGGUGUCUUACAACAGCAGACUUUAGGGUUUGGAGCUACUGGAGGCUCCAUACUGGUUGCUGGAUUAACUCUGCCCCAGCAGACCGCUGGUCAGUACGCCGCCACAGGACAACCUCAGCCCCUUGGCCACCCCAUGUCUUCUGGUGUGCAGAAUGUGCCUGCCAUUGCAGUGGGAUCUAGCACACCCUCAAGCGUACCCACUGCUGUGCUCAGUGCCUCCAGUGCAGCCAUGCCAAAUAUAACACCUUCCAGUUUGCCUGCUGGUCAGAUAACUCCCAACAAGACUCCAGUGGUGUUGGGGGCGCAGAGCCUCCCGGUGGCAGGAUUUGGACAGGUGGAAGGUGCUGCUGUUGGAAGGAAGUCUGAGGGAAUGCUCGGUGCUCAGUCCCCGGUGGUGUCUGGGAGGGAAACGGUGAAACCCCUCAUGCCUGAGACCCUGCACCUCGCCACCCCCACAGUCAACAGCCUUUUUGGAAUCCACAUACCUGUAGAUGGGGAGGAUGACAGGAACCCCUCCAUGGCUUUCUACCAGGCCUUCCAGUCUGGAAGCAGAUUAAGAGACCCAAAGGUCCCCAGUGAUAGUGCCUCUGGAACCAACAUCGUUGCCAUCGAUAACAAAAUCGAACAGGCGAUGGACCUGGUGAAAAGCCAUCUGAUGUACGCGGUGAGGGAGGAGGUGGAGGUCUUAAAGGAGCAGAUCAAGGAGCUGUUUGAGAGGAACUCUGUGCUGGAGAGGGAGAACGCUGUGCUGAAGUCUCUGGCUAACAGCGAGCAGCUGUCCCAGCUGUCCACCCAGCCCACCACUGCAGCCGCGCCCUCCGCAGCUACCCCCCCGCAGCAAGGACUCAGCCACCCUCAGCUUCAGCAGCAACCCCCCAAACCCCAGCCGCUCCAGACUGAGCUUGACACCGGCCAACAACCCGACGUCUCUUCGGCUUAAACGCUUCUGCUGUGGGACGAACCGCCUGGCUGUCCACCUUCUGAUUCGUGUUUGUGAAAUAAACGUCGUCCUUAGCCACCAGCUUGACCACAGGUGUGUGUGUACUGUGGGCCUUUCCUGUGUUAAUGCAAUCACCAGGAAGUGAGUAGUGUGUGUGUGUGUGUGGGGGGGGGGGGGGGGGGGGGCUCUGAACGAAUCGUGUUUGUUCUUGUCCUGGUUUGACCUCGAGGAGAUGGCACGACCAGAACAGAGCCGAACCAAACCUCACAGUCUGACCUGCUGACGUCGGGGCGGGGCGGGGGGGGGGAUGAUCCUUUAGCCGACAGAGGGAGAGGUGGGGGUCUUGGCGGGUUAGGGUUCCGACGCUCCACAAGGCUGACGCGACCUUUAAACCAGCUCUCAUCAGUCUGAGUCUUUUAUUUAUUUCUGGGCCGCCUGGUGUUCCCUUCUCCUGGUUUUACAGUGUUUUAACAGAUGGGCCACACUUCCCAGGAGUCGCUGUGUGGAACACGUGAAAUCCUGACAAAUGUCUAACACUAACGCUGAUAUUCCGCUGCGGUUGCCAAUCCCCGACUCGAGCCUGAUCCGGUCUAAAUGUCUGUAGAGGUAAAGUAUUAGGAGCUGUGAUGGGCGACGGCACCUGUUCGUGUCAGCCAGCAAAGGGGCGAGAUCAGGUAGUAUUACCAUAACACCCCCGCCCAUUUGAAUUUUAUUUCUCCAUUGGUUUUUCCUUGGGGGGGGGGGGGGGGGUAAAUGGUGGAAGGUGAAGCUGUGAAAUCUAACAUGACUUCAAACGUACGUCAACCAAAGAUGCAAAGCUGUGUGAGUCGGUUUAUUUUGAGAUGCACACGUGUAUUUUGUUGUUACUUCCUCCUCCAUGAGAUACUUUGCUGUUCGGCAUGUUCUGCAUGAUCUGUAAUCUUCAAACCACUUUCUUACCUCAUUUUUAUUCAGCACUCUUCUCGUUAGACAGUCUGUGAACAGUGUACAGUGGGCUGGGGUGGGGUGGGCGGUGUUGAGAUAAACCUGGUGUUACCCACGCUAGUCGCAGAAAGUGAAGUGAGCCAUGUUUGUUCAUUAAAUGGUGUUUGAAUUUCAUAUGCCAAUAGUUUUGUUACUUUGCAAAUUUUAAUGUAUUUAAAUAAAAGCAAUAUUCAGAUUCA
Molecule: messenger RNA, 4006 nt
Organism: Nothobranchius furzeri (turquoise killifish)
Lineage: Eukaryota; Metazoa; Chordata; Actinopteri; Cyprinodontiformes; Nothobranchiidae
Product: TSC22 domain family protein 2
Biological process (GO): regulation of transcription by RNA polymerase II
Source: RefSeq, a predicted model, not a curated record